CAACUUCCGUGCACGACAGUCCAGUGUACUCAUUCCCCGGACGGCAGUCCCCUCGGAGAGUAUAUCUGACGUCACACACGAGAGCCAACAGCACCUUUCGCUCAUCAUCCUUCUAACGAGACAUGGAAAAAGUAGGCGAAUUGAGAUCUCAGCUCAGGGCGUAUAGAAACGCCUCAGCUGACGAGCAAACUCGAGCAGACUGCUUCCCGGCAGACCGGGAGUUGGAACUUUUCGAGUCAUAUCUCCGAACAACACUCGACCGCCGGGAGACGCAUCUCCUCAUGGCCAGACAUCACAACUCCUCUAGCCACCCGGUGCUCUACGAUCCUCAAUUACCGCAACUUUUUGUAAACAACGAGCCAGCGCUCCGACUGUUUUUACGCGACAUCCGAUAUAGAGUUAACAAAACAGCUCUUCACAAAUGUCUACUAGAUCAAGGUUGUACCGAUUUCGAAAUCGUUAGCGUUAAAACAAAAAAAUCCGGGUCGGUAGCGACAGUACUCUGCAACUCGCUCGCAUCAUCGGGCGCGAUGCAGGUUAAAUCUUGUAAAAAAGAACUCGUUUUCACUGAUCCCAACGGCAAACAGUCACACAUCAAGACUAAACCGGAUCAGUUUAUCACUCAAAACGCGCUGCUACCUGCACAAGCGAUCAAACGGAAAACUUCCAUCCUACCGGAUAACCUUACUCGCUUAUUCAACCAAAGCGACCCAGUGCUUACGCUGUGGAAUUACCUUAGCGCGGACGACAUUUUUAACUUGUAUAUAGCAUGUCAUGAAAAUUCGAUUUUUCAUCGCCUAGGUAUUCCUUUCGACUCAUCUAGCAUUAGAUAUUCUGGUCCGAAUGGCCUAAACCAAAUGCUAGAAGACGCAACGACAUUUACCUUUCGUAGCAUUAGUUUUUCGUCAAACGCAAACGUCUUUGAGACACCCUUUGUAAAUAAGUUUUUUAAAGCAUGCGCAAAUCGUUGUAAAAACUCUACGAGACGAGUAGGCAUGCACCUAGUCGAUCUCUCAGCGGUUGCGAUCACUCGCGAAACGAUCAAAAUCCUAGCAGAUCACUUCGCAGUCCACAAGCUUGUUCUCGGUAAAACACCCGGGGGCUCUGAAGAAAACUUAGAAUUAGAAAAACUAAGCACGUUAAGCCUGUACAACAAUCUACACUUAUCACUUAAAUUCCUAACAAAAGACUGUUUCUCGUAUCUACGUACAUUAAGAAUGGUAGGGUGCAACAAAGUCCCCAUGGACAAACUUUUUAGUUUUGUAAUCUGCAACCAGCGACUCGAAGAGUUGCUAUUCACCGACAGUCAAAGCAGAAACCAACAUACCGUAGACUUAAGCGUAGCAGCGAUUUCGGGAAGUAACGUGUUGGAAAAGUUUCAAUUUAAUUACUCAGCUGCAAAAACCUUCCGAACUCACUUGAUCCCAGACUUAAUCUGGAACGAGUCGAAGUCUAUCAAAUCCAUCGAUUUAGAGAACAACACUUUCUUUCAAAAAUAUGCCAACACCUUGCUUUCCAAACUGCCUAAUGUACAACAUGUAAAUAUUUUAGGAUUAGAUAUCGAUCAAGUCUUAGUUCUAAGUAGCUGUGAGCAAAUCUUGUCAAUCAAAAUUAACUACGGAGAAAACCUAGUUAGCACGUUGUAUAGCUUGAUUCCGACUAGAGUCAAGUCUAUAGAAAUAGUAAACUUACUAGGUAAGAAAAAAACCAAAGCGAUGGACAUCUUCUGCAUUCGCGACUUGUUCCAUUCUCGAGAUCAGCUUUACAUUAAGCUCACCAAUUGCAAAAUAGCAAUUCCGAAUAAUCUCGUCAACUACUUUGCGGCGAACCACGUUCAAAUUACGCGAACAAGCAACACGUGCGAAAUCAGCAAAACACCAAAGGAAACUUAAGUACAACUACGAAUACAAGAAAAUACUUGUACGAUCAAACACUUGUGAUCUCAGUUCCUAUUUAUAGACUAUUAUUUUGUAAAGCGUUGAACCACACGCACCAGCGAAUAGCUCUAAGGAAAAUAUCCAUGUAAACAUCCUCCAGCCUCUGACGCUAGAUUUUUUUUGCGGGGGGAGUACUGUAGGUACCACACGGAUAGGUGGCGGCACGUACCGCUGCAGAGAGAGAGAGAGAGAGAGAGAGAGAGAGAGAGAGAGAGAGAGAGAGAGAGAGAGAGAGAGAGAGAGAGAGAGAGAGAGAGAGAGAGAGAGAGAGCAGCCAUGCUGCGAGCGAGCGAGCGCCGUCGCCGCCGCUCAGUCCUGCACUGACCACGCACACGGUCAGACGUCUGGAGAGGCACUGAAAUAAAGUACUUGUUACACGUAGGCGAGGCAUCUUCUUUGUCCACUAUCCACUUCGUCCUACAUAU
Messenger RNA from Nasonia vitripennis (jewel wasp), 2362 nucleotides. RefSeq lists its product as uncharacterized. The coding region runs from base 123 to 1892 and encodes 589 amino acids. Lineage: Eukaryota; Metazoa; Arthropoda; Insecta; Hymenoptera; Pteromalidae. The transcript is spliced from 2 exons. The record is from RefSeq and is a predicted model, not a curated record.